AUGUCAAGCUUCCAAUAUAUCAACAAGGAGAAUGCAACCGCCAGCAGCAGGCCUCUUAAGGGAAAGUUUCCGAAUAUUAAUAAGUCCACAAAUCCUCAAGUGACAAAACAAAGCCUCAAGCCUCAAGAUAUAACCCAGAAUAAUAAUGCGCUUACAGAAAGAGUUCCGUUGGGUGGUAAAGGAGUCAUAAAUAGUGGCACUGCCCCAAGUAAUAAGAACAACGGAAAAGGAUUCAAAAGAAGUCUCAAAAGAACUAAUAGUUUACUUUUAGAUGACAACGAUUUGAAGAGAAAAAUUCAGGUUCAGAAAGAUACUAGUUUAAUUGAAGAGUCGAUACCAAAUAAUGAAGAAGUCACAAAGCCUCAAGCGCAAUUGCCAAUAAAGGAAGAAUCCAGGGACCUUGGGCCUCUUAGAAGAAGAAAGCUCAAGUCAAAGUCUGAGGAUGUUCUUGGCUCGCCAAACAAGAGACAAAAGUUAGAUACAGAAUCUGCUAGUGAACUAAGUGACAACGGCUACUCGGACUUAGAGCUCGAGUAUGUCCCAGAUUGUCCAUCGCCUUUGCCAUAUGUUCCAGACAACGUCUUGCCUUUAUCAGAGGAAGAUAUCAAAUUUUUCCACACUAAAAACCGUAUUCCUGAAAAACAUGCCACUUUUAAAGAAAUUGAUUUUGGCUUGGCCAAGCUCUUACCUUUUGAUGGGAUUCCGGAAGUUGAAUUAGAAUUGGAUAUGAGUGAUUUUGAUGAAGAAGACAAAGAUUAUGAUGAGUUAUAUAACGUUGACUCAAUGGUCAAGAAGCAGCCGACGUUAUUGGAAAAUUGUGAUGUGAAGUUAAUUAGUCAAAAAAUACCUGAUUUACAUUAUGAUUCUUGA
Messenger RNA from Saccharomycopsis crataegensis, 870 nucleotides. It is a transcript of the gene PDS1, whose product is annotated as securin. Lineage: Eukaryota; Fungi; Ascomycota; Saccharomycetes; Ascoideales; Saccharomycopsidaceae. The transcript has a single exon. Bases 1 to 870 code for a protein of 289 amino acids. The record is from RefSeq and is a predicted model, not a curated record.